AUGGAUUACACGUCCAGCAGGAAUAUUGCUUCUCCCGUUAGCAAAAUGUCGGAGCAACUAGAUAUUGCUUUCUCAAACACGAUAGGAAGGCUCAUCGAUAGUGCUGUGCCGAUCACCUCGGCUUCUCAAUAUCGUGUCACUCUCGGCUUUGCUGUUCUAUUUCACAUUCUAUUUUUGACGCGCGCUGCGUCAAGGCUCUCCAAUACAGCCAAGCACAUUGGUCUGCUUGUCCUUUUAUUUCACAUUGCCGUCUCAGCGAUAGAGUUUCUUCGGUGGAACUAUACGCGAGCCAUUAUUGGAGCCGAGCCAGUUGCGGAUACCAUGGACAUUAUGCUCCGCAUAGCUCAGGUCGCCAGCAUAAUGAAUAUAAUAAGGCGAUACCAGAAGGGGCAUCCAGAUAUAGUCAGGUCCAUCUUCCAAGCUAUUACGCCGUACCGUAUCCCUUUAACAGCUGCGGCUUACAUCCUAAAAAGUCCCGCCUUGCACCGCGCGUCGGUCAUGACCAACUGA
Molecule: messenger RNA, 510 nt
Organism: Trichoderma gamsii
Lineage: Eukaryota; Fungi; Ascomycota; Sordariomycetes; Hypocreales; Hypocreaceae
Exons: 1
Coding region: 1-510 (169 amino acids)
Source: RefSeq, a predicted model, not a curated record